UGCACCCUCCCGAGGCGCAGAGAUGAGCCAGGCCAGGCCUCGCUAUGCCAUCGAACGUGCUGCCUACUCUGUCAGCCUCUUCGACGAGGAGUUUGAGAAGAAAACCAGAGCUUACCCCGUCGGGGAGAAACUGAGAAACCUUUUCAGAUGUUCAGCCUCCAGGUUCAGGCUCACCCUCUUCCGCCUGUUCCCCAUCCUGGGCUGGCUCCCCAGGUACAGGAUCAAGGAUUACGUCCUGCCUGACGUCCUCGGGGGGCUCAGUGCGGGGACCAUCCAGGUGCCACAAGGGAUGGCCUUUGCCCUCCUGGCCAAUCUGCCUCCUGUCAACGGCCUCUACUCCUCCUUCUUCCCCCUGCUCCCCUACUUCUUCCUCGGGGGCAUCCACCAGAUGGUGCCAGGGACCUUCGCUGUCAUCAGCAUCAUUGUGGGCAACGUCUGCAACGAGCUGGCGCCGGAGUCGGACUUCCAGUACUUCAACCACACCAGCAACGAGAGCAGAGUGAACACCACGGCCCUGGAGGCUGCCAGGCUGGAGAUCUCGGCCACCCUGGCCUGCCUGACAGCCAUCAUACAGCUGUGCCUGGGCUUCCUGCAGUUUGGCUUCGUGGCCAUCUACCUGUCAGAGUCCUUCAUCAGGGGCUUCAUGACGGCGGCGGGGCUGCAGAUCCUCAUCUCCGUGCUCAAGUACGUCUUCGGCUUGACGGUGCCGUCUUACACCGGGCCCUUAGCUAUCGUCUACACAUUCAUUGACAUUUGUAAAGGUCUGCCCCAAACCAACCUGGCCUCCCUGGUCUACGCCCUGGUCAGCUCUGUGCUCCUGAUCCUUGUCAAGGAGCUCAACCUGAAGUACAUGAAGAAGAUCCGGAUGCCCAUCCCGAUGGAGAUCAUCAUUGUGAUCGUGGCCACCGCAAUCUCCGGCAGCUUCAACAUGCCCGACAAGUACGGGAUGCCAAUAGUGGGGAAAAUCAGCAUGGGGUUCCCAGAGCCCACCGUGCCCCUGGUGAGCAAGUGGAAGGACAUGGUGGGCACGGCCUUCUCUCUGGCCAUCGUGGGCUACGUGAUCAACCUGGCCAUGGGGAGGACCCUGGCAGCCAAGCAUGGCUACAACGUGGACCCCAACCAGGAAAUGCUGGCCCUGGGCUGCAGCAACUUCUUUGGAUCCUUCUUCAAAAUCCACGUGAUCUGCUGUGCCCUCUCUGUCACCCUCGCCGUGGAUGGGGCAGGAGCCAAAUCCCAAGUGGCAAGUUUCUUUGUGGCUCUGGUGGUCAUGGUGACAAUGCUGUCCCUGGGAAUCUACCUGGAGCCUCUUCCAAAGUCCGUGCUGGGAGCCCUCAUCGCUGUGAACCUGAAGAACUCCCUCAAGCAGCUGGCUGACCCCUUCUACCUGUGGAAGAAGAGCAAGCUGGACUGUCUGGUGUGGCUCGUGAGCUUCUUCUCCGCGUUCUUCCUGAGCCUGCCCUACGGCGUGGCGGUGGGCGUGGGAUUCUCCGUGCUCGUCGUGGUUUUCCACACCCAGUUCCGCAACGGCUCUGCCCUGGGCCAGGUGACUUCCACUGACAUCUACAAGAACCCCAAAACCUACAACAAGGUCCAUGAAGUUAAUGGGAUUAAAAUCAUCACCUACUGCUCGCCGCUGUAUUUCGCCAACUCAGAGAUAUUCCGGGAGAAAAUCAUAGCCAAGACAGGGGUGGAUCCUGGCAAGGUGUACUUGGCCAGGAGGAAAUUUGUGAAACGGCAGGGGAAGAGCGCAGCACAAGCACCAGCAAAGCUCCCAAAAUUCCUGCUGAAGGAGAACAAGACCUUGUCUUUGCAAGAGCUCCAGAAGGACUUUGAGAGCGCCUCUCCAACAGACACCAACAACAACCAGACCACUGCCAACGGCGCCGGCAUCUCCUACAUCACAUUCCGCCCUGCUGGCCCCGGGGCUGGGCCAGGGCAGAGCCCUGGGGAGCUGGGCAGCAGCAGCACCACCCUGCAGGGCACCAGCACCACCCUGCAGGGCACCAGCACCACCCUGCAGGGCAGCACCCUCAGCGUCCUGCCCACGGCCGACACCGACCCUGUGCUGGCAGCACCGCCCUACGUCAGCUUCCACACCAUCAUCCUGGACAUGAGUGGGGUGUGCUUUGUGGACCUGAUGGGCACAAAGGCUCUGAGCAAGUUGUGUUCCAGUUACCAGAAGAUUGGGAUCAAAGUGUUCUUGGCAAACGUGCAUGCCCAGGUGUACGACGACAUCAGCACAGGGGGAGUGUUUGAGGAAGGAGGCCUGGACCCAAGUCACAUCUUCCUGACCAUCCACGACGCUGUUUUGUUUGCACUGGCCAGUAUCAGAGAGUUUGUCCACCCACCCAUCUUGGAAGAGAGGCCGACCCAGACAGAGCUCUCCAUCUAUGAUGAGUCUGUGGAUGAGGGCAGUGCAGAGUACAAGAACCUGGAGGAGGAGAUGUUUGGGAGCAUGUUCCACUCAGAGACCCAGACAGCUCUGUGAGCACAGCGAGCAUUGGGCAGACCCUGCAGAGGAGACUCCUCCAGACCCUCCAGAGGAGAUUCCACUCUCCCACCUCUCCAUGGAGAGCUGUGCUUCUACCUGGGGAUGGAACAGGUUUGCAACGAGGCCAUCACCCUCCAGAACUGCCAGAUCCUCCCUGCUCUGCUCAUGAUAAACCCUCCAGAGGAGAUUGCUUCAGACCCUUCAGAGGAGAUUCCACUCUCCCACCUCUCCAUGGAGAUCUGUGCUUCUACCUGGGGUUACAACAGGUUUGCAACGAGGCUAUCACCUUCCAGACCUGUCAGAUCCUCUCUCCUCCAUGCUCUGCUCAUGGCUGGCCCACCAGAGGAGACUACUCCAGAUCCUCCAGAGGACACUCCUCUCUCCCACUUCUCCAUGGAGAUCUGUGCUUCUACCUGGGGAUGGAACAGGUUUGCAACAAGGCCAUCACCUUCCAGACCUGCCAGAUCCUCUCUCCUCCAUGUUCUGCUCAUGGCUGGCCCACCAGAGGAGACUUCUCCAGACCCUCCAGAGGAGAAUCCUCUCUCCCACUUCUCCAUGGAGAUCUGUGCUUCUACCUUGGGUUACAACAGGUUUGCAGCUAGGCCAUCACCGUGCAGACCUGCUAAAUCCUCCCUGCUCUGCUCGUGGCACUCAGAGCAGAGGACUCUGAGCAGGCAGAGCCGGCUGGGGCAGCAGGAGCUCAGCAGAUGCCAUCUGAUGGAUUCUCAGCUGGAGGGGACAUUCAGCCACCCCUUUGUCCCUCACCAUCCUCCUGCCCCACUGGAAUUACACCCCCUGGCCGUCCUGCUCCUCGCCUUUCCCUCCUCCCUGUCUCCCCCAGCGAGUGAAACACAAGCAAACCCUGAGAGCCUUUCAGGAGGUGUGGCAGGGCAGCUGCUGCUCUCUGAUGUGCACUGAGCCCCGAAUUCCCCUGCGUGUCUCUGCAGCCUCUGCCUCUCCUCUUCUGUGUCCCAGCAUCCCAAAAAACACUGCCUCGGAGCAGUGGCACCCCAAAGACCUCAGGACUCUCUCAGCAGGGCUAAAUUCUGAAAUAUAUAUAUAUUUUCUUACUAAUAGGACAGGUUUGUACUCAGA
Messenger RNA from Zonotrichia leucophrys gambelii, 3586 nucleotides. RefSeq names its product solute carrier family 26 member 9 (gene SLC26A9). The record is from RefSeq and is a predicted model, not a curated record. Gene Ontology annotation, molecular function: sulfate transmembrane transporter activity; chloride transmembrane transporter activity; bicarbonate transmembrane transporter activity. The coding region runs from base 23 to 2488 and encodes 821 amino acids. Gene Ontology annotation, cellular component: plasma membrane. The transcript has 21 exons. Gene Ontology annotation, biological process: transmembrane transport. NCBI's taxonomy places the organism in Eukaryota, Metazoa, Chordata, Aves, Passeriformes, Passerellidae.